AUGCCUGUAACGACGAUUAAAGUUGAUCGCAGAUUUACUCCAGACAAGUUUACGGAAGUUUGGGAACAAUUCACGUCCAAGCAAUGGCAGUUCUGCCCGCUCAUCAUCCGCUCUGGCCAGGGAAAUGAGGGACAUAGACGACCUCUCAGUCGAUCCAUAGGUGGUUCCAUAGACCCCAGGCAGAUUUUGCCAAUCCGCCAACGGCAGACGAUACCGGGAGAGAAUGAUAACAAGUGGGUGGAAAUUGUGGAAUUGGAUGAGGGCUGUUCUGAUGUCAAGCAUGCCGUUUUCAAAGUCUACUCUGGAAGUGACAACCCUCGGGGCUGGCAAAAAGAGGUCGAAAUGUACAAUGAGCUCCAAAGGAAUCGCAAGAUUCACGACAAUAUUGUCAGAAUGCUCGGGUCAUUUCAGCAACACAACCUCAGCUAUAUCGUUCUGGAAUAUGCUAAUGGACUGACCUUGGAGGAUCAUUUUAAGGGUCGCCCCGAGAUUCAUUCCGCUCAGGAUAUCGAAGAAUUCUUCAAGCAGCUCGUCCUUGGCUUGUAUUCAGCCCUUAACAGUGUCCAUCGCGAUAUAAAGCCGUCAAACAUACUAUUGUUCCGUAAUCCAGGUGGUGGCGUCACUCUCAAGUUGUCAGACUUUGAGUGCGCAUCGACAUCCCACCCUCGGGACAGACUCAGUAGCGAGUAUCAGUAUGACGAUGGAAGCAAGACCUAUAGUGCACCUGAACGUCUAACAUGCGUUCCAUUGGACGAGGAGGCGCCGCAGAAACAAUCGACGAAGUUUAAUGUGUUUGAACUCGGCACCGUCAAUAGCGAAGCCCUUGUGUGGAUAAAUCUUCAAGAAGGGGGCAGGAAGGGAUACGAAAAUGAUCGCAAGGAAUAUAUUCGGCGUCAUAAUCGACCUCAUGCAGCGGCUGGGUACGGAAACGCCUUCCACAAUGGCCGGGUCGUCUUGCCCUGCGUGAAAGAGUGGCAUUCCAAGGCCGUCGCUUGCUCCCAGUCAUUCGACUAUAUAUCCGGCGUUGUGAAGGAAAUACUGGAACGAGACAUUUUAGUGCCGGAAUCGGAGCGCCAAAGCCCCAAACAAAUCGGAAAUAUUUACCUGUCCUGCACGGAUCUAGCCAAGACACACCCAGGUGAGAGUCCACGCGCCAUCUAUGAAAUGGCCACUUCGGCGAAGUCUAACUCGCGGCCCACCCGCUGUCAUCAACCGGGAGAGGUACCUAUGUGUAUAAUUGAUGAACGACUAGCAGCUCGGGGUCCCCUCAGAAUACCGCCGCAGGUCGGCCGCGAUCGUCGAAGUAUUAAUACUAGUGGCUCCAUGAGACUCAACUUUGACCACAAGGAAAGGAACGUGGCCACUACGGGCUUUGGGAAUCACGAGCCUGGACUCUGCAAUGAGGUGAAGGCUCCUCAGCAGCCCCUCAACUUAGCCAAUUCUUCUAAUUUGAAAAGGCGACAACAAAGUCAUGGUGGACCAUCCUCCCAUCAUGCUUCUACUCGUAGUUGGUGUGGUCUCCAAUCACUCCAUCUCUCGCAAUACACCGACAGAGAGAACGACGGCGAAAGUCAGGUCGCGGGCACUCUCCCAGACACAAAUUCGCGAGAUGAGUAUUACCCAUCCGCUAGGGAGUGGUCUCGACCUAAACAGGAUUCACACCCCGGUCCAGUAGUCCACAAUGAUACGGCAUACGCACAGAAUGGAUACCAGGGCGGCAUCGGAUACGAUAGGAACCGCGGAAGCCCGAAGGCGCAUCGUAACUCAAGGAAGUCCACGACACAGGGAACUUUCCAGUUACGAGUACCAAGCGAGAUGCGAGCCCAGUCUCUCAUCGCAUCAAAGUCGAGCUUGGAACAUAACACCACGACGAAUGUCUUCGUCCAAGAUAUUUUAAAACACAAGAACGGCGGUAUCAAGGCGCUAGAUACGCUUGUCGGCAAGUGCGUCCAUCGAGAGCUAGGAAGGCGCAAAAUAGUCAUCCUUAUCGACGAUUCGGCCAGUAUGAGAGCAUCACAUGGCCGCGACGUUCUGGACACAGCGGAAGCGAUGCUGUGGCUAUGCAAACCCAUAGAUCCAAGUGGAUGCGAGAUUGUUUUCGCCUCUCGACCCAAAAGCCCUGUCAGACCUACGCUUUCAAGAUGGAUCGGUAGGACCCCAUUGGGAAAGAUACGCCGUCAACUUGAGACCUCUGACGCUCCCGAACUGUGCAAUAUGGAGAAAGCAGUCGCUGCCGUGCUUCAAAGAAUCAUGGGACCAACGAAGAAACACUUCCGCGAAACAACACUGUUGAUAUUUAGCAAUGGAGUGUGGGAUGAGGACUUUCCAGCAAACGGCCGUGGAGUAGAGAAUCCAAUCGUGAAAACUGUUAAUGAAAUGCUCUGCCGGGGAAUUGAUCGCGUUGAUUUAGCCAUCCAAUUUGUUAGGUUUGGAAAUGAUCCCUACGGAAUCUCACGGUUGGAACAUCUGGACAACUUUCUGCGGACCCACCGUGACCCCAAUCUCCAUGGCAUGGACAUCGUCGACCACAAGGCGCACAUCAGUCCGGUCCAUCUCAUCCUCAUUGGUCCACUACGUGCCAGCGUUGACCGCCAGCCACACACCUCCCACCCGAAUGACGCUUCCCGCUCAGGACCUUCGACACCAUGCCUGCCGGGAUAUGAGCCGGAAGCAGUAGGCAUCGACCAAGUCCCCGGGUCCGAUAGAGUACGGUCUCAUCCUUCAUUACCUACAGCCUAG
Scedosporium apiospermum is the source of this 2739-nucleotide messenger RNA. RefSeq lists its product as uncharacterized. The transcript is spliced from 6 exons. Bases 1 to 2739 code for a protein of 912 amino acids. The record is from RefSeq and is a predicted model, not a curated record. Gene Ontology annotation, cellular component: cytoplasm; autophagosome. Gene Ontology annotation, biological process: peptidyl-serine phosphorylation; protein autophosphorylation; autophagy. NCBI's taxonomy places the organism in Eukaryota, Fungi, Ascomycota, Sordariomycetes, Microascales, Microascaceae. Gene Ontology annotation, molecular function: protein serine/threonine kinase activity; ATP binding.